AUGGCUGCACACUGUUCUCAAUUUCAAGAAGAGACAAGGAACAACCAGAGGAACACCACGGCUUCAAUAAAAAAUCUGGAAGUUCAAAUGGGUCUGAUAGCACAACAUCUAACUCUACAGACACAAGGUACUCUUCUGAGCUCAACUGUGAAAAACCCGAAAGACCAAGAAAAUGUCAAUGCGGUGACAACAAAUGAUAACUUUGUCAUAGAGGUAGAUUUGGAAGUGAGAGAAAAUCCAAAGGAGCCCAAAAUAGUUGCACUACCGAUUAAGCCACUCGAAGAGAAAAAUAAAAAGUAUGCAAAACCGAAAUUCAUGAAAGAGGUAAUUGCUAAAAAGAGACCAGUGGGAGGUGAGCCCGAGAUUGUAAUUGAAAAGUGUAGUAGAGUCUCUCCUGACAGAAAGAUACCAAUCAAGAAGAAAGAUCCUAGAGCAGUGGCAAUACCUUGCACUAUCAAGGACAAAAUGUUUAAAAAGGUGUUAAUUGAUUCUGAUUCAAGUGUGAGUUUAAUGUCAUUGUCUAUCUUCAAAAAGCUUGACUUGGGAAAGAUAAGUGAGAAUGGAAAAAAAUUGAAGUUUGCUGAUCAGACCAUCAUGAAAUCAUAUGGGGUAACUGAAGAUGUAUUGGAAAUUGAUAAGUUUGUCUUUCCAAUGGAGUUCCAUAUCAUGGACAUUCCUGAAGAUGAAGAGACCUCUAUCCUUCUUGGAAGAUCAUUUAUGCUGACUAGUUGUUGCAAUUUCGAUAUUGAGAAAGAGACACUGAAGGUGAAAUCAUUUGAUGAGGAGAUAACAUUGAAGGUGCUAGAAGUCAGGAAGCAAGUUGCAUGUGGACAUAACCAAUCUUCGGUUGGUAUGAUCGAAAUUGAGGGAGAAAAUAAAAUUCCAAAACCUCUCCCGGAAAAAGUUUCAUGCAUCGUCUCUCAGGUGGAACUAGCUCAUGCAUCUAUCAAAAGUCCUAAGGACGCUAUAGAAGUCAAGAAGAAAAAGAAAUAA
Vicia villosa (hairy vetch) is the source of this 993-nucleotide messenger RNA. RefSeq lists its product as uncharacterized. NCBI's taxonomy places the organism in Eukaryota, Viridiplantae, Streptophyta, Magnoliopsida, Fabales, Fabaceae. The record is from RefSeq and is a predicted model, not a curated record. The transcript has 2 exons. The coding region runs from base 1 to 993 and encodes 330 amino acids.